AUGUCUUUCUUAUUCAACUGGAUGGAUUUGAAGAUAUUGGAUUUGAAAACUUCAAUAAAUUCAUUAUUAUCUUCUAUUCAAACAAAUGAAACCAAUGAUCAAUCUAAUGAAUCCAAUGAAAUACCUAAAAAUUUAUCAAUUUCUUCAUUAUCAAUAGGUAAAACUCCACCAAUUUUUGAAUUAUUAGAAAUUAUUGAUUUGAAAAAAGAUAAAUUUAAAGGUUUAUUCAAAUUCUUAUACAAUGGUGAAUUAAAUAUUACAUUCAAGACAGAUUAUGAAGCAAAUUCAAUAAAAUUAAUUCAAUUUGAUGAUUUUACAAAACCAAAUUUUAUACUUGUUGAUAAAUCUUCAAUAUUACCUGUUGAAUUUAAGAUUAAAAAUUUAAAAAUUGAUUCUUUUUUAACAGUGGUUUAUAAUCUUGAUAAAAUUACAAUUGUUUUCAAUGAUGAUCCUUUUAUUGAUUUAGAUUUUGAAACUUCAUUAGAUGAAUUUUUAGAUGAUGAAUUAUUUAAAAUUUUAAAAAAUGAUGUAUUAAAUCUAAUAACUGAAGGUUUAAAGCAUGAUUUACCAGAAUUAUUACGUUCUUAUAUUCCAAAUGAAGAUUUAGAUAAUGCUAAAAUAGAUACAAUAAUUGAAAAUAAUCAACAUAUUGGUGAUCAUGAAAUAGAAGAUAAAGAAGAAGUUUUAAAUACAACAAGUUGUUUCAAAUUACAAGAACAUGGGUUUGAUACACUUUCGUUAGCACCACAAGGUUUCAAAGAUGUCAUUCAACGUAUUGCCUUAUCACAUAUUGAAUAUCAAAACAUGGAAGUUAAUCAAUCUCAUGAUAAUGACUUGAGUUUUAAGAAAAGAAGAAGAAUCAAGAUGAAAUCUAAAAAACAUACAAAACAUCAAAUUUCACAAUCUUCAACAUUAACUCCAGAGAUUCAUAUUGAUCAAACUAAUCAAUCAUCAUCAUUAUUAGAAUCUGAAUCUGAAUUCUCAACAACAUUAAUUGAUUCAUCAUUCACUUCAACAAAUUCAUUAAAUGAUUAUCUUACUGAAGAAACUUUGAAAUCAAAUUCUCCAAUUUUGGAAAAGUUAGAUCCAUAUGAAUCUUUAACUCAUCCAAUGGAUUUAUUACCAAAUUAUUCAAAUUUAAAAGAUAUUGAUACAUAUGCAUUGAGUAUUGAUAAGUUUUAUAAAAGUGAUAAAAAGGGUAGACCUUCUUCAAAUUAUAUUAAUUUAAAUAAUGAUUAUAAAGAGUUUAUGAAUAAUAAUCAACAAAAUCAACAAGAUGAGGAUGAUGAUGAUGAAGUUUUUUAUGAUUUUGAUUAG
Messenger RNA from Hansenula ciferrii, 1317 nucleotides. Its product is annotated as MDM34 family protein. The record is from RefSeq and is a predicted model, not a curated record. Lineage: Eukaryota; Fungi; Ascomycota; Saccharomycetes; Phaffomycetales; Wickerhamomycetaceae. The coding region runs from base 1 to 1317 and encodes 438 amino acids. Gene Ontology annotation, biological process: phospholipid transport; mitochondrion organization. Gene Ontology annotation, cellular component: ERMES complex. The transcript has a single exon. Gene Ontology annotation, molecular function: lipid binding.